This is a messenger RNA of Cryptosporidium muris RN66, 1491 nucleotides long. Its product is annotated as putative diphthamide synthesis protein. Gene Ontology annotation, biological process: protein histidyl modification to diphthamide. The transcript has a single exon. NCBI's taxonomy places the organism in Eukaryota, Apicomplexa, Conoidasida, Eucoccidiorida, Cryptosporidiidae. The record is from RefSeq and is a predicted model, not a curated record. Gene Ontology annotation, molecular function: 2-(3-amino-3-carboxypropyl)histidine synthase activity. The coding region runs from base 1 to 1491 and encodes 496 amino acids.
AUGAGUCAUGUUAUACCAAAAGAUUCUCAAAUAUAUUUAGAAUCGAAAAAGGCAAAUAAUAUCCUUAAAUAUUCAAAAAAUUGGGUAGAGGAUGAAAUGCUACGUACUUGCAUAAGUGCUGGAUUACCUGAAAACUAUGAUUUCGAAAUAGGGAAAACAAUAAAUCGAAUAGUAGAGCUUAAAGCAAGUAGACCAGAGGAAGAUUUAGAGAAAGAGUUUACUGUAUAUCUUCAAAUGCCUGAGGGGUUACUUAUAUUUUCUGAUGCCUUAUCUUCUAUUAUUGAGCAUUUUGCUAAGGUUAAUGUGGUUAUUUUAGGUGAUAUUACUUAUGGAGGAUGCUGUAUAGAGGAUCAACUGAUGAGAUGUAUAGAAAUGGCACACUGUAGUGAUAUGAAUUCUUCACUACUUGUCCAUUAUGCACAUUCCUGUUUAAUUCCAAUGGAUGAGCUAACAACCUAUCAAUGCCCAGAUAUACCAAAUAUACUAUAUGUUUUUGUAGAAAUUCAUCUUUCCAUACAACAUUUUGUAAAUACUGUUAAACAAAACUUUCAUAAAAAAACUAAAUUAUCCCUUUUAUCAACUAUCCAGUUUCACAGUACCAUAAUUAACGGUACUACAGAAUUGAAUGAACACUUUUCCAGUCCUGUUGAAAUUUUAUCAUGUGAUCCAUUAGCAUUAGGAGAGACUCUUGGUUGUACUAGUGCAAUUCUUCCUGAUUAUAUUGAUGUGUGCAUUUUUGUAUCUGAUGGAAGAUUUCAUCUUGAAAGUGCAAUGAUGCAAAAUCCGCAUGUAGAAUUCUAUAGAUAUGACCCUUUUUCUAAGAAGAUUACAUUGGAGAAAUUUAACCACAUAUUACUUCAUGAGAAUAGAAAAAGUGCGAUAAAAUCAUCAUUUAAUAUAAUUAAGGAAAAAUCUAAAUCAGUUGGACACAAUUUUGUAAAUAUCGCCUUACUAUUUAGUACUUUAGGGCGACAAGGAAGCUUCGCUAUAAAGGAAAGACUCCAGGUAUUAGUAGAUGAACACAACAACAAGACUGUUGAACUCUUACCACUUCAUUUAAGCACUAUGAUGCUCUCUGACCUUUCCACUGAAUAUAUUAAUGGUAAAGUUUUAAGUGGAGUCGAUUUAGCUAUACAAUUGGGAUGUCCACGCUUGUCUACAGAUUGGGGAUUAUACUAUGAUAAACCAAUUUUAAACUCAUAUGAAGGCUUUAUUUUACUUGGAAACUUAUCUAAAGGGAAUUAUGAAUAUCUUUUGACAUUCCAAAGUUUGUCUAGCAAGGAAAAUCCUAAAUUUUUAUAUCGUGAGAUUUAUCCAAUGAAUUACUGGGCUAUGAAGGGUGAUAUCUGGUGCAACUAUUAUGCUGGGGAGUCACGUAAUGGUACAUACACCUCAACUACUGAGCAAAAGCAGAUAAAUAGAGAGAAGAUGAGGAGGCAAAAGUUGAAACUACUAAAUCUAAAGAAAAUAGACGUCAAAUAUGACUCCUAA